GAGAGGGUUUUUUUUUAUUGAUUAAUCAGUAGAUAAGAACUGCUUUAGGUGAAGGGAAAGACAACACUCAAUACAUGGAAGGUCAGCUCAAUUGGACUGGACCAAAAGCAAAGAAGUUUCCGGGAUAAAAUGAAUGCUUCAAAGGUCAGCGGAGCAAGCGCGGGGGUCUGGGGAGCAUGGUUUGUGGGGACUUCUAAGUCAAUUGGCAAAAUAAUUCUAUUAUGAAAUCAUUCUGCAUCCCACUUUGAAAUGUGGCGUCUGGGGUCUUAAAUGCUAACAAGCAGCCAUCUAAGAUGCAGCAAUUGGUCUCAACCCACCUGGAGCAAAGAAAAAUGAAGAACACCAAGCCCACAUGACAACUAAGAGCCCAAGAGACAGAAAGGGCCGCAUGAUCCAGAGACCUACAUCAUCCUGAGACCAGAAGAACUAGUUGGUGCCCGGCCACAAUUGAUGACUGCCCUGACAGGGAGCUCAGCAGAGGACCCCUGAGGGAGCAGGAGAUCAGUGGGAUGCAGACCCCAAAUUCUCAUAAGAAGACCAAACUUAAUGGUCUGACUGAGACUGGAGGAAUCCCGGCGGCCAUGCUCCCCAGACCUUCAGUUGACACAGGACAGGAACCAUCCCCGAAGACAACUCAUCAGAAAUGAAAGGGACUGGUCAGCGGGUGGGAGAGAGAUGCUGAUGAAGAGUGAGCUAAUUAUAUCAGGUGGACACUUGAGAUUGUGUUGGCAACUCUUGUCUGGAGGGGGGAUGGGAGGAUAGAGAGAGAGGGAAGCCGGCAAAAUUGUCAAGAAAGGAGAGACUGAAAGGGCUGACUCAAGACGGGGAGAGUAAGUGGGAGUAGGGAGUGAGAUGUAUGUAAACUUAUAUGUGACAGACUGAUUGGAUUUGUAAACGUUCACUUGAAGCUUAAUAAAAGUUAUUAUAAAAAAAAAAAAAAACAUUGACUGAACACUGUUUAUGUGCUGAAGUCUCUGGGUGGUGAAAAUGGUUAGCACCCUAGGCUGCUGACUGAAAGGUUGGGGGUUUGAGUCCAUCCAGAGGUGGCUCGAAAGAAAGGCCUGGCAGUCUAGUUGCCAUAAAUCAGCCAUUGAAAACCCUAUGGAGCGUAGUUGUACUCUGCCACGCAUGUGUUCUCCAUGAGUUGGAGUCACCCUGACGGCAACUGGUAUUAUGUGCCAGGCAGAGCGUUGAGUGCUUUCCACAUAUGAUGCCGUGAAGCAGGCGCUAUCACUCCCCUUUUCAGAUGAGGAAACUGAAGCUCAGAGUAAACAGCUGUUGGAGGGUUAGAUGUCUAGGAUCUGUCUAAUUUGUCUCUCCACCACAGCUGCUUCUCACCACAGGGUUGAGCAGCUUGGGAGGGCGAACCUGGGUGUGACUGGGGCAUAGUUAUGAGGAAAGGAAUAGGCUUAUUGACGUCUUCCGACUCCCUGGUACAAAUGCUUAUGAGUCUGGAGUUGGGUAUGAGGCACCUCUGCAGACCUGUUUCUAGAUGACUGCUGCUCUGAAGGUUCAAAUGAGAAGUGCCCUCAUGGCUAAGGUGCCUGUGAGUGAAUGUGAGUAGCGAACUAAGUCGCUCGUGGUCCGCUCUGCCUUCACAAAGAAUGAGCCAUCCCAGAUGGGGGUUGGGGACAUUAGGGAAAUGGGCUGGGGAGAGGGGUCGUUCUGCCCACUGUAGUGGGGAAGGAGGUAAAAUCUAAUGGGCUGCCCCGGGCUCGGUUGCCUGCGUGUCUGACACACCAGGCCACUCAUGCACUGAUUUGAUUUCGGAAUCAGUGGCUGAACCCCUCGGUGGGUGGGUGUGACUUUGUGCCCCAGUCUUGGGAGGGCGCUAAGAUGAACUAACCUUGGGUCCUGUCCUCAAAACACUUACAGCCUAGAGGGGACAAGAUGCAUGCAAAGUAACAUGUAACACAACUAAGCCAUCAAGAAACCACCAGAGAGGGACCAAUACAUUUCUCUGAAUGCUUAGCAGAGGAGAUCUUGUUUCCAGGGCUUGAGAGGGCAUGAAAGAAGACUUUGGGGAGAAGGAUUUUUAUUAGAAAUCCUCAUCUGUGUGAAGCACCAUGGCAUGGUGGUGAUGAGUGUGGACUCUGAAGUCAGAUUGCCUGGGUUCAAAUUCUGUCACUCUUUGUCAUGUGCCUGUAGGCAAGUCAUUUAAGGUAGCUGUGCCUCAACUUUCCUGUCUGUAAAAUGGGGGUAAUCACAAUCUUGAGGAUUGAGUGACUUAAUCUAUGUAAAACAUUUAGAAUAAUGCCUGACACACAGCAAGUGCUCUAUGUACAGUUAUUAUUGUUAUUAUUAAUAGGAAGGAUGAUAUUAGGGUUGUUGUAAAGACUAGGGAUUAGUGGGAUCAAAGCCUGGCACACAGUAGGCCACUAAAUACAAGGCAGUGGCUCUCCUUGUUAUUAUUGAAGUGUAGAUGAGUACAGAACUAGAAGUGAAGCAAAGGGCAUCCCAGGUAGUGUGAAUGGCGUCAGCAAAGAUAGGAGGCAGGAAUGUGCAAUGUGUGAGUAAAAAAAACAAAAACAAACCAAGCCCAGUGCCCUCGAUUCGAUUCUGACUCAUAGUGACCCUGUAGUGAGUAAGGAACAGAAAAUAAUUUGGUUCAGAUCCUCAGGAGACAGAGGAUGAACUCUUUCUGCUGAUUUCUCAGCUUUCUGUGGACUCUUAGAGUCCAUUACAAAGGCCAAUUUCCCUCAACAAACCUCCGUGGCCUGCUUUUGCAUUUUCUCUGAACACAGGCCUCCUGGAGAGUCUGCUCCCCUUCUCUCCAAGGAUGAGUCUCCAGGGUAUGAUCUGCUUUCCCCUGGGGCUCCUGCUUGGCUCCAUGCUCCUGGCAGCCUCAGCUCCAGCCACUUCUGAGUCCCAGGGCUGCAGCAACAAGGAGCAACAGGUCACCGUCAGCCACACCUACAAGAUUGAUGUGCCCAAGUCUGCACUGGUCCAAGUAGAGGCUGACCCUCAGCCCCUCGGUGAUGAUGGGGCCUCGCUCCUGGCUCCAGAGGAGGCUGAGGAGGAACAAAACAUCGUCUUCAGGCACAACAUCCGCCUUCAGACACCACAGAAGGACUGUGAGCUGGCAAGCAGGGUCCAGGACCUACUGGCCCGAGUGAAGAAGCUAGAGGAAGAGAUGGUGGAGAUGAAGGAGCAGUGUAGCAUCCAGCGCUGCUGCCAAGAAGCAGCUGAUCUGAGCCGCCACUGCAGCGGCCACGGGACCUUCUCCCCGGUGACCUGCAGCUGCCGCUGCGAGCAAGGCUGGGAGGGCGCCGAGUGCGAGCGGCCCUCCUGCCCCGGGGCCUGCAGCGGCCACGGGCGCUGCGUGGACGGGCGCUGCCUCUGCGAUGAGCCCUACGUUGGGGCCGACUGCGCCUACCCCGCCUGCCCCGAGAACUGCAGCGGGCACGGCGUCUGCGUGCGCGGCGUCUGCCAGUGCCACGAGGACUACAUGUCGGAGGACUGCAGCGAGCGGCGGUGUCCCGGCGACUGCAGCGGGCACGGCUUCUGCGACGCCGGGGAGUGUUACUGCGAGGAGGGCUUCACGGGCCUCGACUGCGCCCAGGUGGUCUCCCCCCAGGGCCUGCAGCUGCUCAGGAGCACCGAGGAUUCCCUGCUAGUGAGCUGGGAGCCCCCUGGGGAUGUGGACCACUACCUCCUCAGCUACUACCCCAUGGGGAAGGAACUUUCUGUGAAGCAGAUCCAAGUGCCCAAGGAGCAGAACAGCUAUGAGAUCCAUGGUUUGAUGCCUGGAACCAAGUACCUAGUCAGCCUGCGCAACGUGAAGAAAGAGGUUUCCAGCAGCCCACAGCAUCUACUCGCCAGUACAGACCUUGCCGUGGUUGGCACUGCUUGGGUGACAGACGAGACAGAGAACUCCCUGGAUGUGGAGUGGGAGAACCCCCCGACUGAGGUGGAUUACUACAAACUGCGGUACGGCCCCCUGACAGGGCAGGAGGUGGCUGAGGUCACCGUGCCCAAGAGCAGUGACCCCAAGAGCCGAUAUGACAUCACUGGUCUGCAUCCUGGGACUGAGUAUAAGAUCACCGUUGUCCCCAUGAAAGGAGAACUGGAGGGCAAACCGAUUCUCCUGAAUGGCAGGACAGAAAUUGAUGGUCCAACCAAUGUGGUCACAAAUCGAGUGACAGAAGACACAGCGGCAGUCUCCUGGGACCCCGUGCAGGCCGUCAUAGACAAGUACGUGGUGCGCUACACCUCUCCUGAUGGGGAGGCCAAGGAGAUGGUGGUGCACAAGGACCAGAGCAGCACCAUGCUGACAGGACUGAAGCCAGGAGAGGCGUAUGAAGUUCAUGUUUGGGCUGAGAGGGGCAACCAGGAGAGCAAGAAAGGCAACACCAAGGCGCUCACAGAAAUUGACAGCCCUAAAAAUCUGGUGAUGGACCAGGUGACAGAGAACACGGUCACCAUCUCCUGGGACCCAGUGCAGGCUGCCAUUGACAAGUACGUAGUGCGCUACAUCUCUGAAGACGGAGAGACUAAGGAGGUUCCUGUGGGGAAGGAUCAGAGCAGCACGGAGCUGACGAGCCUGAGGCCAGGCAUAGAGUACAAGGUGUAUGUGUGGGCCCAGAAGGGGAGCCAGGAGAGCAAAAAAGCCGACACCAAGGCCCCAACAGAAAUCGACAGCCCCCAAAAUCUGGUGAUGGACCAGGUGACAGAGAACACGGCCACCGUCUCCUGGGACCCAGUGCAGGCUGCCAUUGACAAGUACUUAGUGCGCUACAUCUCUGCUGAUGGAGAGACCAAAGAAGUUCCCGUGGGGAAGGAUCAGAGCAGCAAGGAGCUGAUAGGCCUGAGGCCAGGCAUGGAGUACCAGGUGUACGUGUGGGCCCAGAAGGGGAGCCAGGAGAGCAAGAAAGCAGACACCAAGGCCCCAACAGACAUUGACAGCCCCAAAAACCUGGUGACUGACCAAGUGACAGAGAACACGGCCACUGUCUCCUGGGACCCAGUGCAGGCCGUCAUUGACAGGUACAUGGUGCGCUACACCUCUGCUGACGGAGAGACCAAGGAGGUUCCAGUGGGGAAGGAUCAGAGCAGCACGGUGCUGACGGACCUGAGGCCAGGUGUAGAGUACAUGGUUAACGUGUGGGCCCAGAAGGGGAGCCAGGAGAGCAAGAAAGUCAACACCAAGGCCCCAACAGACAUUGACAGCCCUAAAAACCUAGUGAUGGACCAGGUGACAGAGAACACGGCCACCAUCUCCUGGGACCCAGUGCAGGCCGUCAUUGACAGCUACAUAGUGCGCUACACCUCUGCUGACGGAGAGACCAAGGAGGUUCCAGUGGGGAAGGAUCAGAGCAGCAAGGUGCUGACGGGCCUGAGGCCAGGUGUGGAGUACACGGUUAAGGUGUGGGCCCAGAAGGGAAGCCAGGAGAGCAAGAAAGCCAACACCGAAGCCCCAACAGACAUUGACAGCCCCAAAAACCUAGUGAUGGACCAGGUGACGGAAAACACGGCCACCAUCUCCUGGGACCCAGUGCAGGCUGUCAUUGACAGCUACAUGGUGCGCUACACCUCUGCUGACGGAGAGACCAAGGAGGUUCCAGUGGGGAAGGAUCAGAGCAGCACGGUGCUGACGGACCUGAGGCCAGGUGUAGAGUACAUGGUUAACGUGUGGGCCCAGAAGGGGAGCCAGGAGAGCAAGAAAGUCAACACCAAGGCCCCAACAGACAUUGACAGCCCCAAAAACCUGGUGAUGGACCGGGUGACAGAGAACACAGCCACGGUCUCCUGGAACCCAGUGCAGGCUGUUAUUGACAGGUACAUUGUACAAUACACCUCUGCUGACGGAGAGACCAAGGAGGUUCCCGUGGGGAAGGAUCAGAGCAGCAUGGUGCUGACGGGUCUGAGGCCAGGUGUGGAAUACAAUGUGUACGUGUGGGCCCAGAAGGGGAGCCGAGAAAGCAAGAAAGCUGACACUAAGGCCCCAACAGACAUUGAUAGCCCCAAAAACCUGGUGACAGACCGGGUGACGGAGAACACAGCCACCGUUUCCUGGGAUCCGGUGCAGGCUGUCAUUGACAAGUACAUGGUGCGCUACACCUCUGCUGACGGAGAGACCGAGGAGGUUCCAGUGGGGAAGGAUCAGAGCAGCACGGAGCUGACUGGCCUGAGGCCAGGUGUGGAGUACACGGUAUAUGUGUGGGCCCAAAAGGGGAGCCAAGAGAGCAAGAAAGCAGACACCAAGGCCCCAACAGAUAUUGACAGCCCCCAAAACCUGGUGACAGACCAGGUGACAGAGAACACGGCUACCAUCUCCUGGGUCCCGGUGCAGGCUGCCAUUGACAAGUACGUGGUUCGCUAUACCUCUGCCGAUGGAGAGACCAAGGAGGUUGCAGUGGGGAAGGAUCAGAGCAGCACAGUGCUGACAGGCCUGAGGCCAGGCAUGGACUACACGGUGAACGUGUGGGCCCAGAAGGGGAGGCGUGAGAGCAAGAAAGCUGACACCAAGGCCCUAACAGAAAUCGACCCUCCCAAAAACUUCCGUCCAUCCAAUGUAACACAGUCUAGUGGGAUAUUGACCUGGACACCCCCUUCUGCUCAGAUUGAUGGCUACGUUCUGACCUACCAUUUCCCAGACGGAACUGUUAAGGGGGCACAGCUUGGACGAUGGGACCAGAGAUUUGAGUCACAAGGCCUUCAGCAAGGUGUCACCUACCCCGUUUCCUUGGUUGCCUUUAAGGGUGAUCGCCAGAGCAGGAGUGUAUCAACCACCCUGUCCACAGUUAGUGCCCGUUUUCCACACCCUUUGGACUGCAGUCAAGUUCAGCAGAACAGCAACGCUGCCAGUGGCCUGUACACCAUCUACCUGCAUGGCGAUGCCAGCCGGCCCCUGCAGGUGUACUGCGAUAUGGAAACUGAUGGAGGUGGCUGGACUGUCUUCCAGAGGCGGAACAGUGGGCAGCUGGAUUUCUUCAAGCGUUGGCGGACCUACGUGGAAGGCUUUGGGGACCCCAUGAGGGAGUUCUGGCUUGGCCUUGACAAGCUACACAAUCUCACUGCUGGCUCUUCUCCCCGGUAUGAGGUGAGAGUGGAUUUACAGACCGCCAACGAUUCUGCCUAUGCUGUAUACGAUUUCUUCCAAGUGGCCUCCAGCAAGGAGCGGUAUAAGUUAACUGUUGGGAAAUACCGAGGCACAGCAGGGGAUGCUCUUAGUUACCACAAUGGGUGGAAGUUUACAACUUUUGACAGAGACAACGAUAUUGCUCUCAGCAACUGUGCCCUGACACAUCAUGGUGGCUGGUGGUACAAGAACUGCCACUUGGCCAACCCUAAUGGCAGAUAUGGGGAGACCAAACACAGUGAGGGUAUAAACUGGGAGCCAUGGAAAGGACAUGAAUUCUCCAUUCCUUACGUGGAGUUGAAAAUCCGCCCCCAUGGCUACAUCAGGGAGCCUGUCUUGGGCAGAAAGAAGCGGACGCUAGGAGGAAAGACAAGAACACUCUGAUAACCCAUUUGAGCAAUUGCUGCAUGAGACAAGACCAGCUCAGGUUGGGGCUGUGCAAGCCUGGGCUGGGGCAGACAGUGGCGACUGGCCAAUGACAGUUUGAGGGAUGUUCAUAGCCUCUAGUUUCUGAGAUUGAUGGAUAACCUAUGUGGCCUGUGUGAUUCAAAGCAUGUCACCAAAAUUGAAGGCACAGAGGUCCCUUCCCUGCCACCUGUUUUAUUGCCCAUGUGAUAUUAUCUGCAUUGGAGGUCCUGAACAUCAACAAAACAGUCUUUGCACAGUGUGCAUGGAUAGGGCAGUACUGGAACUGCAUGGUUCCUCAGGCUGUCUCCAGUAAAAAAUACACUUGAUUAGGGCAAAAAGGGGAUCAUCCAGGACUUCACCAAUUAGAAAGUUCUAGAAAAAAAUUUUUUUUUAAAAAGCUCUGCAAAUACUAAUCUUCUCUCUGGAAAGAAGCACCAAAGAGAGGCUCUAGUUACCAAGGGGUCAGGGCUGAGGUAGUCUGAUGCUUGUUAUCUCCUGUUCCCACUGAGUUUUGAGGAAAACAGUGUAAAUCUCCCCCUUCCCUUCAAUUGCCAGUCCUUUGAGGAAGAGUAAAGGGAACAAAAAGAGGCCCAGAUGGAUUCACAUUUAGCUAGACUAGUAUUCAGCAGCUGGAAACCACAGCUUUCACUUUACUGCUAUGUUUAUGUGCCCCCUGUCCAGGGAUUUGCAUAAUCACUUUCAUAGAUCUGCAUAUGUUGUCAAUAAAUUCUCACUCAUUUCAACUUUAAAUAAUUUGACUCUCUUGAUAAUUGGUACCUCCCAGAGACUCUUCUACGACUCGCCUUGCUGCCCAUCAGGUCCUCAGCCUCCUUCCAUCCGGGGCCUCCCACACUGUUGACCCUUGGGUUUGCUGGAGUUGCUUGGCCUUGGGGCUUACUAUUUGAAUGGAGACUUGGCAUGGUCAGAUCCUUUUUGCUUAUUUUCCUAUCAUUUUGGAAGAAUUUCUGUAGCGAAUUCAGUGACCAGUGAAGCAACUUAAAUUACUAUCCAAGAAAAAAUAAAAAAAUAAA
Loxodonta africana (African savanna elephant) is the source of this 8520-nucleotide messenger RNA. RefSeq names its product tenascin N (gene TNN). Gene Ontology annotation, biological process: regulation of cell adhesion. The transcript has 22 exons. Gene Ontology annotation, cellular component: perisynaptic extracellular matrix. Lineage: Eukaryota; Metazoa; Chordata; Mammalia; Proboscidea; Elephantidae. The record is from RefSeq and is a predicted model, not a curated record. Gene Ontology annotation, molecular function: protein binding. Bases 2780 to 7465 code for a protein of 1561 amino acids.